AUGACGAAAUUAUUUAUUUUAUUAUUAUUUUCUAAUCAAAUUAUUAUCUUGAUUAAUUGCCAACCACCUUUUUUACAUGAUAAAUUAAUUAUAGAAUAUGGAGGAGAUAAAUGCGAAUUUAAAGAAAUUGACAAAGGAAAUAAUGAGAAAAAAUUAAGAAAAAUUCCUAUAUUAUUUCAUAAUAAACAAUUUAUUGCCCGUCUAGUUUUUCUUUUUGGCCGAAACGAUAAUUUAUAUUUUACUCUAUGGGAAUCACUUUAA
Meloidogyne enterolobii is the source of this 261-nucleotide messenger RNA. NCBI's taxonomy places the organism in Eukaryota, Metazoa, Nematoda, Chromadorea, Rhabditida, Meloidogynidae. The record is from the annotation of a GenBank genome assembly.